AUCAAAAACAUAUUCGAGUAUAUUUACCUAAUUCUCUCUCUCUCUCACUCUCACCUUUAACUCCACGGCGCAGAUCCGAGGAGUUUGGGAAAGCCUAAUUCACUUCUUCUUCAACCUUUCUCUCGCGCUUUGCCCCUCUCUACGAACAGGAAUACCUAACUCAAUUUCUCCCUGAAUUUCAUACUUUUUCAUCAAUCGAGUUUUUGUGCUUUGAAUCUGAGGUUGAUCUGAUCGUAGAAGUUCUGAUCUAUGAAAUCAAUUUAUUAUUUGUUUAUGAUUUGUUGAAAGCUAAGUUCGAAUUUGAGAUUUGAAUCAUCGUUUUACUGUGUGUCGUUACAUAUUCUCGUGGAGGAUUUGUUUAUUUGAUUGAUGCUGUUUUGUGCUUCUAUUUAUUUUUGAAAUCGAGAGUAAUGUUUCAAAUUUUUGUUUUUUUACUCUGAUUGAUUGAUGUAUUGUUUAUGAGCGUUCUGUUAUUUUUUAAUACUAACAAAUUAAAAACCUUAAUUUUGUUUUUCUCGUAUUGGGAUUUGGAUUGUGAUUUGUUAUAAUUUUGUUGGAUAUGUCUUGAAUUUUACCUUAACUGUGUUCUUUGAUAUGCAGUAUGGCAGGUUUGGCUCCGGAAGGUUCGCAAUUUGAUGCUAAGCAGUAUGACACUAAGAUGAAUGAAUUGCUUUCUACUGAUGGACAAGAACUCAUCACCACUUAUGAUGAAGUCUAUGAUACUUUUGAUGCUAUGGGAUUGCAAGAAAAUCUCCUCAGAGGCACAGGCUUAAAAUCUGAGUUAAACCAGAAAGCCCACGUACUAGAAACAAAGCCCAGCUCUCAGAUCUUGACCAAGUCUCGUUAUGCUCCUACAAUCCAGCAAGAGAAUGUCUUGCCAAGUCACUAUAAAAGAGAUUCAGUUAUCGAUUUCCAAGCUCUCUCUUCCUUCCGUCAAUUUUCAUAACUUCUGUUUCUUGCAAGUUACAGUUUUUCUGCUA
This is a messenger RNA of Vicia villosa (hairy vetch), 980 nucleotides long. RefSeq lists its product as uncharacterized. Bases 602 to 946 code for a protein of 114 amino acids. Lineage: Eukaryota; Viridiplantae; Streptophyta; Magnoliopsida; Fabales; Fabaceae. The record is from RefSeq and is a predicted model, not a curated record. The transcript has 2 exons.